Messenger RNA from Musa acuminata AAA Group (dessert banana), 2195 nucleotides. RefSeq names its product transcription factor TGA1-like. Gene Ontology annotation, biological process: regulation of DNA-templated transcription; DNA-templated transcription. The transcript is spliced from 9 exons. NCBI's taxonomy places the organism in Eukaryota, Viridiplantae, Streptophyta, Magnoliopsida, Zingiberales, Musaceae. Gene Ontology annotation, molecular function: sequence-specific DNA binding; DNA-binding transcription factor activity. The record is from RefSeq and is a predicted model, not a curated record. The coding region runs from base 641 to 1768 and encodes 375 amino acids.
CUCCAAUCAAUAUGCAACACAUUGUUGUGGGAAGUGGCAAGAUUGCUGUAAAGGUUCCAAGUUAUUGCCAUGAACUUGGAAUCAUCACACUAUUUUACUCUGUGAUAGAAACCAUCCACUAAAAUUCAUCAGAAUCCGCCAAUUAAAUUGGCACAACUAAAGGCUCUCAGCUGUUGUGAUGGCUCAUUGCUGUCUCAACCUUAUACUGUGCCGACGCAGGGUAAGUCCACCAGCGCGUUGAAAACAGCGGUCGCUGACGUCAGACGGGCGCGCAGGUGCUGGGCAGUGCCGAGGGAACAAGAUAACAGAACGUCCAUCCGCGGCGAAGCUUUCUUCCCUUUCCCGCGACACGCCAUUAAAACGACGGUGGACGACAAAGGAGCGGAAGUGGGCUUUGGGAAUCUGCUCUUGCGUCUCUUGGUUCGCUUCCUCUGCUUCCUCCGUUUCUCCUCGCUCCUUCUCCCUCUCUCGGAUUAAGGCGCAGCGAGAGAGAGGGAAUGGCGACCGCCGGGGUUUCCCAGAUCGGGAUUGGGCUUAAGGUUUUGCUAUCCGUGGUGGAAUCCCGGUUUCGCGGGGCUCUGAGGCAGCUCUUGGAGUGAUCUCGAGAAGCUCUACCUUUCCAUUUACAACCUCGAGAAGGAUGGGCAUAUAUGAACCAUACCACCAUAUUGGCAUGUGGUGGGAGGACUCCAUUAAAACUGAUAGCUGUCAGAAUAUAUGUACAUCACCAGCAGCGGAAACAGACAUGAGACUUGUUUAUAUGCUAGAGGAUAUUCCUCACAAGGAACUAACGCAACCAAAGGACCAUGACCAGGAAACAAACAAGUCUUCAGAUAAGGUGCUAAGACGGCUUGCACAGAAUCGAGAGGCAGCUCGGAAAAGUCGUUUAAGAAAAAAAGCUUAUGUUCAACAGUUGGAAUCAAGUCGUUUAAAAUUGUGCCAACUAGAGCAGGAGCUUGAGCAGGUUAGACAGAAGGGUAUUUACAUUGGUGGGCGUUUGGGAGAGAGAACUCUUGGGUUGUCAGGAAGUGUUAAUUCAGGCCUUUGUUGGUGGCAUCUUUCAGGGAUUGCUGCUUUUGAAAUGCAAUAUGGACACUGGGUUGAAAAACAGAAUCAGCAAACUUGUCAACUAAGAGCUGCACUACAAGCACAUGCAUCUGACUUUGAGCUUCACAUGCUUGUAAAGAGUGGAAUAAGACACUAUGACAAUCUUUUCCGAAUAAAAGCAAUCACAGCAAAGUCUGAUGUCUUCUAUCUCAUGUCUGGCAUGUGGCGAACACCCACAGAAAGGUUUUUUCUUUGGAUCGGUGGAUUUAGGCCCUCAAAGCUUUUAAAGGUGCUCUCCUCACAGCUAAACCCUUUGACAGAGCAACAAAUGAGGGCUGUCACGGGCCUGCAACAAUGUUCACAACAGGCUGAAGAUGCACUUUCCCAAGGAUUGGAUAAACUUCAGCAAACUCUGUCUGAAACUCUAGCAUGUGACCCCUUUGGCACAUUUGGUGCAAAAAACUACAUGGGACAAAUGGCAAUUGCCAUGACAAAGUUGGAAGCUCUUGUAAGCUUUGUCAACCAGGUGACAUACAAGUUCUGUCGACACAAUCAGUUUAUCCUGCGGAUCACCUUCGACAACAGGCCUUGCAGCAAAUGUACAGCAUCCUCACAACUCGCCAAUCAGCACGAGGGUUACUUGCCUUGGGUGACUACUUCCAAUGCCUUCGCACGCUUAGUUCCCUAUGGGCAACUCGUCCUCCCUCAUGAACCAGCUUAGAAAUCUUUGGAGGAGGCACUAUGACAACUUGAUGUUCAAAUACCGAAGACCAAGUCAGCUAGCCAAGGGAAUGAGCAUCGACAAGAUGGCUACCAGCAUCCAUCUGGAUCAAUUUUACGAAUAGCUUAACCGCUCAAAUUCUAAUGGUUAGCUGCUGGUGGAGAUGAUCUAUAGAUAUCUGUUGAAGCUCCAUAGCCAACAACAAAGCUGCAUUUGCUAGUCUGUUUAUCGUAUUGGAAUCAAAUAGAUAAAAGAAUGUUAGAGAUUUAUUUAUAAUUCAAGGACUAAGAGCUGAAUUCAUGAUGUAGUGUUCAUAUGUUAUUUACAGAACAUGAUUACGGAUGAUCAACUAAGAAACCGAUGUAAUGUUGAAGUUAAAAGGUUGAGCACUACUAUUUCUAUACGGAACUCAAAGACAGUUGUAUAA